Scutellospora calospora is the source of this 466-nucleotide messenger RNA. NCBI's taxonomy places the organism in Eukaryota, Fungi, Glomeromycota, Glomeromycetes, Diversisporales, Gigasporaceae. The record is from the annotation of a GenBank genome assembly.
UAAAACUAAGAUACAUUGGAACUCAACAUAUCUUGCUUGGAAAUGGGUUUUAGAAUUACAUAUAGCAAUGAAAUUAGUUUCUACAAUAUUACUUUUAAAGAAAGAUUGUAGUUCUCAAUUAGAGGGUGAAAAACUCGACAGAUUAUAUUUAACUAUAGAUAAAAAAAAUUUUAUUCAAAACAUAGUAAAUUUAUUAAGUCCUUUUGAAAUAGUAACUCAUUAUAUAUGUGAAAAAUUAUCUGAUACUGAUAAUUCAAGUUCUGUUAAUGAAGAUAAAAAUAUAUCAUCAGCAGGAGAUAAUGAUUUUUUUGCUAAAGUUUUUAACUUAGGAGGAUCAAAUAAUGAUAUAAUAGAAUUUGAAGAAGAUGAAAUAUCACAAUAUCUUAAAUAUCCUGAAGCUAAACCUAAUGAAGAUCUACUUAUUUGGUGGAAUAGUAGAAAAACUUAUUCAAUGAUUACUUGCUGA